Molecule: messenger RNA, 862 nt
Organism: Dermacentor andersoni
Lineage: Eukaryota; Metazoa; Arthropoda; Arachnida; Ixodida; Ixodidae
Product: hydroxyacyl-thioester dehydratase type 2, mitochondrial-like
Biological process (GO): fatty acid biosynthetic process
Cellular component (GO): mitochondrion
Molecular function (GO): (3R)-hydroxyacyl-[acyl-carrier-protein] dehydratase activity
Source: RefSeq, a predicted model, not a curated record
CUGUGUGCUCAUCUCUCUAGUGGCUACACCGCUCAGCUGAUUGGAAGCAGCCGAAAUUAGCCGAAAGUUUUUUCAUAGUUGUGAUGGGGCGAAUAAUUUUUGAGCGCGUUGCCGGGCUCGUUGCGAAGCGCAAGUUAUUCGUCGUUCCCACAUUUAACAUAAGUCGGUGCCUUUCAGUGGGCGACACGGCAAGUAUGGAGCGCACUUUCACGCGGGCGGACGUCGAGGAAUUCGCUACUCUCACGGGAGACUGCAACCCCAUCCACCUGGACGUAGCUUACGCGCAGAGCAAAAAUUUGCCGGCAUGCGUCGUUCACGGGGCACUCAUUAACGGUUUGGUGUCAGCCGUUAUUGGGACUAAGCUUCCAGGCCCUGGCUGUGUUGUUGUCCAUCAAGUGCUCGAAUUUCCCAAGCCACUUCUUGUAGGAGAGCCAGUCUGCGCACAUGUAGAGGUGACAUCCAUCCGAAAGUCCAUUGUCCAGUGCACUUAUCAGUGCAAGGCGGGACCUGAAAAAGUGGUCAUGUCUGGUGAAGUGAAGCUCUUCAUCCGGCCUGAAAGUGCAACUUAGUAAGCAAGCAAAUGGGUCGGGAAACUGGACGCGCAACGUCUUGUGCAUGGGUGUGAAGUGCAGCAGGGCAUCAGCCAUAACACCGCACUGGUCGAGCGUGGACUUUGUCCGCGUGAGCCAUAUGUUCUGCUCGGGCCACCAGAGAGCGUGGUCUGACCAGUCCGUUGGCACAUCUGCACAGAGAAGGUACGGGAAGCAGGAGGCAUGACAAUUUAGCGCCGUUGUGGGCUUCACACAUAAGAUAUGGAACUGCGCUGGCAACAAGAAAAAUAAAUAAUUUUGUGGGUAUUGAA